GCCCUGGGCGGUGCGGCCGCUGCCCAGUCCUUUCUCUGGCGGCUGAGGGACAUGGAGAUGCCCUUCUUUGGGGAGAGCCCAGGGAGCCAGGACGGCAGUCACAUACAUGGAGAAAAGAAAAGAAAGAGCGAGUCCAAGAAGAUACUGUGGCCGUAUCCAUGGGCAGCAAGGGCAUCUAGAUGAUGAUGGGCUACCACAUGGAUUCUGUACAAUAACCUAUUCAUCAACAGACAGAUUUGAAGGAAAUUUUGUGCAUGGAGAAAAAAAUGGCCGUGGCAAAUUCUGCUUUUUUGAUGGAAGCACCUUGGAGGGGUACUACGUUGAUGAUGCCCUGCAAGGCCAAGGAAUCUACACCUAUGAGGACGGAGUGGUCCUUCAUGGCACCUACGUGGAUGGAGAGCUGAAUGGCCCAGCCCAGGAGUAUGACAGUGAUGGGCGGCUGAUAUUCAAAGGGCAGUAUAAAGACAACAUCCGAUAUGGAGUCUGUUGGAUUUAUUACUCGGAUGGAGGCAGCCUUGUGGGAGAAGUGAAUGAAGAUGGAGAGAUGACUGGAGAGAAAAUAGCCUAUGUGUAUCCUGAUGGAAAGACUGCAUAUUUUGGAAGGUUCAUAGAUGGAGAAAUGAUAGAAGCAAAAUUGGCAACUCUGACAGCUGUUGAGGAUGGGAAACCUCAAUUUGAAGUUGUACCAGGCAGCCCAGUAUAUAGUUUUGACAAAUCUACUUCAUCCUGCAUUUCUACAAAUGCCCUUCUUCCUGAUCCUUAUGAAUCAGAGAGGGUGUAUGUGGAUGUCUCUCUCAUUUCCAGUGCUGGAGAAGGAUUGUUUUCAAAAAUAGCAGCAGAAGCUAGUACAGUGAUGUCCUUCUAUAAUGGAGUGCGAAUUACACACCAGGAGGUAGACAGCAGAGACUGGGCUCUCAAUGGAAAUACAAUAUCCCUGGAUGAUGAAACAGUCAUAGACGUGCCAGAGCCCUACAACCACGCUGCCAAGUACUGUGCCUCGCUGGGGCAUAAGGCCAACCAUUCCUUCACUCCUAACUGCACCUAUGAGCUGUUUGUUCAUCCUCGUUUUGGGCCCAUCAAGUGUAUCCGUACCAUCAGGGCUGUGGAGAAGGAUGAGGAAUUGACAGUGGCUUAUGGGUAUGAUCACAACCCUGUGGGGCAGAAUGGGCCUGAAGCACCAGAGUGGUACCAGCUGGAACUGAAGGCUUUCCAGGCUGCCCAGCAAAAGUGACAUGGGAGGGCCUUCUCCACUCAGCAAACUGAAACAGAAACUUGGAUCUAUGCACUACCUUUAUACUGAAAACUGGACAACCAGGGAUUGUUCAUGCUGUUGCAUCAUAACCUUGCAUUCUGUGUUAAGAGAUAAGUUCCUUGGAUACUAACUAGGUUUGACUGUGUUACUCAUAGCAGAUUUAAAAAUUAGCUAGCAUUGCACUUAUCUGAAGAAAUUAUUUAAUAUUCUAUACAAGAUGUGGUAUUCUUUGGUAGCUUCUGCUUUUGCACAUGCAAAGAUGCCAAAAGACUAGAAAGAAACUAAAAUGAGUGUAUCGUUCACUUUUAGUCGGCAGACUUAGUGUUGCUCUUUAUCUGCCUAGGCAUUAUUGUGCAACUGCAUUUUGCAUAUAUGCCACUUGUGAUUAUAACAGUAAUAUUUUGAUAUUCUCUAAUAGUAGCAUAAUUUUGCCUUUUUAAACCUUUGAUCUGAAUCUUGCAAUAGAGCAAUUUAUUUAUUAUUAUAUAGGAGGCUGGGUUUUAACUCCCCUUUCCUCUUGUCUGAACGUUGCUCUUUCUACAAAUCCUCUUUUGCAGGAGAAAAUCCUUUCUAACUAGUGGAAAGGCUUGUGUGUGUAUGUGAGAGUGCUGUGUGUUGGUCUCUGUGGCUCUAAAUAGUAUAGCAACAUGUCUGAACCUAAUCUUUAUCUAGCCUGUACGGCUGGCUUAUUUAAUUUAUUAUUAUGACAUGCAAAUGAAGCUAUUCUUUGCAUGAAGAUUUUGUGAAAAGGAGAAGACAGGUUUGCUGUUGAAAGACUUCCAGAAGUACAUGUUCUGGAAGGCAAGCACAUUAUUUGCAUCAGUGUUCAUAAGUUGGUUUGUGUAUUUCACGUAUUCAAGGGGCCAAUUCUCAAGGCAAAAGAUACUUGGAUCUCCUGUGGAUUCUCUGAAAGGAGGUGCAUGUAUUUGGGGGCAGACCUUGGUGAAGGAGAUCUGUAUCUUUUCUAUGUGUUCAUUUGACAGAACAACAUAGCCUUAUAGCCAUCUUUUAGUAGUUCUGGUUUAUGACACAGUGAAUUAAUAUAAUAUGAGGUAUCAAAAUAAGAUUUUUUUUUUUUAAAGAAAGAAAAGAUGUUAAAAGAUUGUCUUUGAAAAACAAACAAUGAAUGUAAAAACAUCACUUAAUGCUCGUAUUUAUAAACAGCAGUCAAUCCAUAGCUUCAUUGCAGCCAACAGUGGGGGCUUGUGAAUAUUCAUCUGCAGGGCUGUGUGCUGGGGUUUUUCAGGGGUAGGGAAAUUGUAUGGUUUUCAGAUGCUGUUCUGGUCUUGCCUAAUCCUGUAUAAGAGAGAAAUAAUGUUUUGUCUUGGUCUGGAUACUGGAGCCUUUCUGGGACUCUGAUGUUCUCUUUUGGGUUUGGCAGCUUAGGGGAAACUCAAAUGCAUUUGCAACAUUUUGUUUAAAUGUUUGUGGUUUUAAAAAGUUUGUAUAUAUGUAACAUAAAUGAUUUGAGAAUUAGACCUACCUUUCUACUGCAAUACAUUUUGGUUGUUUGCUUGAACUGUUGGAGGUGUCUGGGGUGCUGUGCAGGGAGAAUUUGUUUGGUACUUGCAGGUAGAAAGAUGAGGCUGCUGUUACGUUCAGUCUGAGAAUCCUUGCUUUGGUACCUGAGGAAAGUUAGGAGUUACUCAUAAGAACCUGGGGCUCUAACCUUGGGCUCUGUUUAGUCCCUGCACCGGCUCACAAGCAUUUUCCAUCACCUUAUCAUUUCAGUUUGCACAGAAGCUAGUCUGUGCAUGUGCUGGGGCAGGGGACAGGCAGGCUCAGGAUAUUGUGACACUCUUUCAGCAGUGAUCUGUACAUGAGCUGGGACACCUCCCAUCUCCUUGUGCUGGACACUCAGGUAGCAGCUCUGUGUCUCGUCUACAACAGAGGUGACAGCUCAGGGACUCACUUGAGUGUGCAGAGAUAGAGCUAACCACAGGUGAGGGAGAGGUGGCAAAGGUCAGUCAGCCACUCAGCUUCAGUAGAUGAUUCUCAAAAAGAAAUGCAUGACUUCAUCUUUCCCUACCUGCCUGUGGGUCGUUACUUUAGGUUAUCAACCACUUGCAGGAAAGGAGGGAGCUCUUAUGUGUAUCUUGGGGUUUAUUGUGCCGAGAUCAUGAAGUUUGCAAAGCUGAAGCUUGAGUUUAGGUGCAGGAAAGAGCAGAGGGAAGAUGUGACUGAACCCUGCUGGGAAUGGAUGGUAUCUCCUUCCACAAUAUUGAUAACCUGCUUUGGACUGCUGGUCUCUGUGCUCACUGGGGAAUUGUGUUUAAAAUGUGCUAAUAUCUAAAGCUCCUUUCCCUUCAUUUCUAAGCAGUCUCUGAUUCCUCUGCUAAUCUCCUCUUUGUGUGGAGUUGCUUACAUUUUAAUAGAUUUGUCAGUCUUCAUAUUGCCUGAUUUUGAGGUAAAUUGAAUAUAGGUGCUCUUUGUGCAUCAGGCUUGAAGAUUGUAUCCUAAAAUAGGGAAAUUAUAGGAAAAAAAAGGCAUUGAGAUGUGUCCUGUGUCUUUUCAAAAGAUUUGGUGAGUCUAGCAGAUUCUUCUGUACAUGUGUGUAGCCUGGUAGGUAGCAUGCCACAGCUGUGGCUGUUGUCUCUGUUACCUCUGCUGUCUUUCUCAGCUCUGUAAAAUCUGUUGGUCCUUCUGUAGCUCCCUUCUUAAGCAAUCAACCUUCUAUAAAAGUUGUGAUUAUGGAGUUGCUUUGGCUUGAUUCAGGACCAAGCCUUUUAACUCUUGGUUUCUCUCUCUUCCUAGUCUGUUAGAGUGGAGAUGGCUGAGAUGGCUUUUGCCACUGGGUGGUGAAAGAGCUCAGUGUCCUUCAGAGGUAUGAGUUGACAUCCCGUGCUUCAAACACAGGUUAGUUAUAGAACUCCAGAUAAAUGCCUUAACACGUUAGUGUGUUUCUGGAACUCACCUAGAGAGCAGGACCAGCUUCACAAAGCUCCUUAUUGGUAGUGUGAUGGCAUAUCCAUAGACAAAAGACCCACACCCAACCAUGGUUUUCAUUUGGGGCAGAUAAAGCAUCACCUUGCACAGCAGUCUUCUCAGGUCUGUAGAAUGCAGCUGACUACUGGUGAGAAUGCAAUAAGUAAAGGAGCUCCACUUCUUACAGUCUGGCCAAAGACCUUUCCUAUUGGCACAGAAGCUGGGAGGAGAGCUGGUGACUGUCAGCUGAGCCUGAGUGAGUGGUUGGCUCUCAGCAUGCCCAUUGUGACUAUAGAGUAGCAUAGGAAAAACCUGGAAUUGUUGCAUUUUUCAGGUACAGAUCAGUUCCCAAUAUCUGCCUUUGGUCUGCAGUACUGCACAUGGCUUCUCUGUCAGUUACUUGAGCUCCUGUAUGAGAAGCCUGUAUCACUCUCUAUUAGGAGGCUGCUGAUCAUCUCUUCAAAAAACAGACUCUGAACUGAAUCUUCUUGCAAUGGCAGCACAGGGUUUUGUCACCAAAAAUAUAGAAGCUUUGUUUUCUGGAAGUGGCUACUCUUGGAGAGCCAGAAAAGUUGCAGCUGAGAGCUGCCUGCUGCUGAGGUCACUCCACUGGAUAAGAAGGAAAAGGAAAAGGGCUUAGGCCAUGGAGGGGGUCUGAAGUUGAGUCUUGUGCUGUAAUUUUACUUUUGGGGGAUCCUGAUUUUCUUUUAACAAACCUGAAAAGGAUUUUUUUUCCUUGUUUUGUAAUAGUGAUUAUAAAAAAACUUCCCUACAUAAAUACCUGUAAAUCUUGACUGCUGAAAAAGUAAAAGGAAAUACAUGGACGUGGCAUUUCACCUGUGAGAGCUUUUUGACUUUUUCCAUAGUUGCCACGAUACCUCCUAGUAUGAUCCAUGCUUUUUAUCAGGUGAAGCUCCUGGGGAGGUUUUUGGGAGCUUUGGGAGGCCAUGGGGUGAGGCUGUGUGUUUUGGGAGCAACUAGGCAGGCUUCUCCUUGGCACAGCCUUUCCAGAUACAGAAGUGUUACACACAGAUGGCAGUGGGUUUUUGCCCAGGGUCUUGUAGCAUGGGGAUUUCUCACCCUCUGUCAGGCACUGGAGGAGCAGAGUAGCCAACAUAUCCUGUAUGGUAAGAGAAACUCAGAAAUUAUGGAAAUUGCCACUUUUUUGUUUCCUUCCCAGUCUGCCCUUGUCCUCCAGUCAAACCCUUGCUCCCCACCUGGGUUGUGCCAGCGGUAUAGCUUCUGUCCCAGAGACCUCUGAUUUGUGUCCUUUCACUCAAUUUGAUGGUCUCUUGGAAAACACUGUCAUUGUGAUGAGGCAACAUUACACAAAGCCAAGUAUCUGCUGCUGUGUUCUCCUGUGGGCCGGCAGAAUUCCUGGAGCUGUGGGUGCCUGAGGACCUCACUUCCAAGCACUAAAAAAAGCCAAACUGCUUUAGAAACAAUGGCACUGAAGUAUCUCCUUACAUGCAAGGGUGCUGCUUGCGCCUCAGUUCCACUGCACUGCUAUGUGCCAAAAGCAUCUAAGCGAGGAAAGCAGGCAUGGGAGCAGCUUCAUCUGUGAGUGGAAAUGGGCUUCACCUGCAGUGAACUUGUUCCUUUUGCUUCAUGUAAUGGAAACAGGAGAACUAUAUUUUUGGACAAAGAAUUUCUAAACAAUCUUAUAAGGGAUUUUUUUUUAAAGAGGAAAAACAAAGGUGCAAGAUUAAAUGUAUGUUUACUUGCCCCAGAUCAAAGGUUUUGAACACUAAGAUCACUCUCUUUUGAAUGGACCCUCCUGUGUCUUCAGGCAUUGGAACUUCCUGCCCUUUUUCUGUUUACCAUUUUAUUUUAACUCUCUUGUUUUCCCCUAGGAGAAAUAUCUAUACAAAAAUUACAAGCAAUUAAAUAUUCAAGCCAUAAAAUCAUGAGUGUGGGAAUACCUGCUUCACAAAUUUUAACAUUUGUAUGUAAAAUGAUGUUUGUAUGAAAUAUUUUCAUGAAUGAAUAUUUAAACAAAAAAGUUCCAGUAAAAUCUAAACCAGAUUUAAAGGGAUGUCUUUUUGUAAGAUGCACGUGUAAUUGAAUACCAGUAAGUAGAUAAUUUUUUUAUUUUUUUUUCUAAGGGGAGAUGCGACAAAUGAUCCUUACAAUUACAAAUUAUCAUUUCUUCUAUUUGGGGAAAUAUUUAUGCAGCAUUACAUGCAGCCACCAUAAAUAACUGCAAUAGCAAGGCUAGUCACAUUUUCAAGACGUACCUCUUAGCUUAUCUCUUCAUGAUAUCGUACAAAUGAACCAUCCCUCCUUUCUGUAGAUUCCUUUCUAGAAAACUUUUCCUACCGCAUAUGUAACAAAUUUAACACUAAGAACCAGACUAAAAUUGUAUUACUUAACGGUUUCUGCUGGGCCUUCUGCUGUUUUAAUACUCUUUAGCCCAUAAUUACUGGGUGUCUCUGUUCUGAAGAACUAAGUGCUAAAGAAUAAUCUUUGGGGUAAGCUAAUACAUGUGUUAACAGUUAACCCCAGAGUAUUUAACUUGUGUACAGUACUUGAUAGGUGUUUUAUGACAUUUGUACUCGAACUAUGAGCCUUACUGAACAUCUGUAAGUUUAUUCAUGACUUUUAAAAAAUGGAUAACUCUUAAGAAAGAUGUUUACAUGAAUGAUGAAUGCCCUUCCUUUGAUGUUAUGAAUGAGGUUUUUAUAGUGUGUCUGGGCGUAUGUGCAAGGAAGCAAGAAAAGUGUUUCUGGUGAAAAACAGACUUGACAAACAUUUGUAAUAAGUGAUUUUAAAAAUUGCUUUAAUUGCGCUAUGAAGGCAAUGCAAAAAUAAAAUACUCAACACAAA
Molecule: messenger RNA, 7003 nt
Organism: Cyanistes caeruleus (blue tit)
Lineage: Eukaryota; Metazoa; Chordata; Aves; Passeriformes; Paridae
Gene: SETD7
Product: SET domain containing 7, histone lysine methyltransferase
Biological process (GO): regulation of DNA-templated transcription; peptidyl-lysine monomethylation; heterochromatin organization
Cellular component (GO): nucleus; chromosome
Molecular function (GO): chromatin binding; histone H3K4 monomethyltransferase activity; protein binding
Source: RefSeq, a predicted model, not a curated record